Messenger RNA from Exophiala mesophila, 1366 nucleotides. RefSeq lists its product as uncharacterized. The record is from RefSeq and is a predicted model, not a curated record. Gene Ontology annotation, biological process: ubiquitin-dependent protein catabolic process. NCBI's taxonomy places the organism in Eukaryota, Fungi, Ascomycota, Eurotiomycetes, Chaetothyriales, Herpotrichiellaceae. The transcript is spliced from 3 exons. Bases 127 to 915 code for a protein of 262 amino acids. Gene Ontology annotation, cellular component: nucleus; proteasome core complex, alpha-subunit complex; proteasome core complex.
AUUUAGUUACGAUUCAACUACCAUUCAUCACAUCGACAACGAGGGCAAGAUUUCACGACAUUUUCUUCGCCUCGCUCAUCCUGCUCCUCCUUCUGCACCCAGCUCCGAACCCUCUUCAUCUCCACAAUGUUUCGAAAUAAUUAUGACAACGACUCUGUCACAUUUUCACCUCAAGGCCGAAUAUUCCAGGUAGAAUAUGCACAAGAGGCGGUCAAGCAAGGCUCGGUCGUUGUCGGUGUCGCCAGCAAGAAGCACGUAGUUCUCACGGCUGUCAAGAGAAACGCCGAAGAAUUAUCAUCAUAUCAGAAGAAGAUUGUCGGUGUGGAUGAUCAUCUAGGCGUUGCCCUCGCAGGCCUGGCAUCCGACGCCCGCGUAUUAUCCAACUUCAUGAAACAACAGUCGCUAUCCUCUAAGAUGACCUAUGGACGAGCCAUACCCGUUGAGCGCAUUGUCAAUCAGAUUGGCGACCGAGCACAGACAAACACCCAACAUUACGGCAAGAGACCCUACGGUGUUGGGCUUUUGGUUGCUGGCGUCGAUGAUCUUGGUCCUCACCUUUUUGAAUUUUCCCCGUCAGGCAUGACCCAGGAAAUGCUUGCCUGCGCCAUUGGUGCUCGAAGUCAAAUGGCUCGGACGUAUCUCGAACGACACUUGGACGAGUUUGCGGAUUCGAGUCGGGAGGAAUUGAUCAAACAUGCUCUUCUGGCAUUGAAAGAGAGUCUGGCCCAGGACAAGGAAUUGACGGUGGACAAUACUAGUCUGGCAAUCAUCGGUGUUGGAGAAAAGGAUGGUCGGAAAAAGCUCGAGGCGUGGAAGCUCUACGAUGGACAAGAUGUUGGACCUCUUCUCGAGGCCAGUCUGGAGUCAUCGUCGGCAGAAGGUGCUGGUGGAGAUGCCAUGGAAACAGAUUCCUAGAUCGAAUUACAAGCAUCCGGCACGGCGUUUGGAGCGGACCGAAUCAAUACUGUGACAGUGGAUACACCCAAUACCACAAAUGGGACGAACCCAAGUCUAUGAGAUGUUUUUUUUGAUUCCGAAUGCUGUAGUCUAUCUAUACUUUGAUGGUCUCCCAGUCCAACUUGUAUCUGCCAGGGGCUACCUGGUAGUCACGCAAGGCAGCCAGGACGUCGUCAGUACUCUUGACCUCGACCAGGAUGUUGGCCUGCCCAGGGCUGAUAAAGCCCUCUCUAACACUGUUUCUGACCAGCUCCAGAAGACCAUUCCAAUAACCAUUGAUGUUGACGAGGACAACGGGAAUCGAGUGGAUGCCGAGUUGGUUCCACGUCACCAUCUCCAUGACCUCCUCCAUGGUGCCGUAUCCUCCUGCCAAAGCGAUAAAGCCAGAGCCAGCUCCUCCCUGCUCGAC